AUGAUACUCUUCCGUCUCGCCAACAACAUUACAACAAACAGAAAAGUCGCUCAACCGCCCGGUAAUCUCUACGCUGAAUCGGUGCAAUACGGAAGUAGGAAUAUUGAACGCAACAGAGAAGGUACCAUUAAUACAUGGUUCACAAACGAGGAUUAUAUAAAUAAUGGAAGGGUCGACGAUGAUGACGAAUCUUUCGAGGAGAUACCACGAAAGCGUGUUAGAGUUCGAGUACCCGUUGUGCGUAGCAGAACUGCUAGACAACAUAAGUUUACGGUUGUUCGACGCAGACCCUUGACAUCUCGCACCAAAGAUCUCGCGUACGUUACGUCUACCACGCAUGCACCACGGAGAAUCGUAGUGACGCGUGUCAGAACUCUCGGAUCGGUCGACUCGAUUUAUUCGACCGACACACCGGCAGACUAUGGAAAUUACCAGCCUACUGGUUUUGGAAAGCACAAAGUAACUAUAACAAGACGUAGAAAGCUUCAACCUACGCCAACGCCAACUAAAAAUAAAGUUAGAGUGACCAGGAAGAAAUUAGUCGCGGUGCGUCCGAUACUACCGACGUCGACUUUUGCCAUUAUUACCACUGGAUUCUUCACCGCGCCUUCUUCCGCAUAUGAUGAAUAUUCAGAAGAACAUGAGGAAGAGCACGAGAGCGAGAUUGUUAGAGGAAAGGAUCAUUCCGCUGUUACGCCCAGUCUCGAAGAAACGCCGAAUCUUAUUGACAAUAAACCUGACGAGGAGGCGAGUAUUGUAUCGUUGGAUGCCAGUUCUACUAAAUCUGAAGAAGGCACAUCAAACACGGCAGUGAUUAUCACCGACAAUUUCUUUUUCCCUGCGUCUGACGACGAGGGAGACGAAGAAUACGAAGAUGACUACAACGACACGACUACUACUACUGAAAAUGUAAAUAAAAUCACAGUUUUAAUGAAGGAUGAGCAUCCUAGAAUUUCUCACAAGGACGAGGAUAAUAUUGUGUCUAAUAAGAGCGAUGUUGAGAAUGACAAUAUUACUGUAACGACAACACCGAUCAGCCAAACUACACUAACAAAUCUGCCCGAGGAGCAAACAAUAAAAACGCCUCAAGAAUCCGAUAAUGCAUCGAUAAAUAUAACGGAAUCGAUCGCUUUGAAAGACAUCAAUAAUACAAAAUUAUCAACGAAGACCAUCGUAAACGAAGAAGUACCAACUACUGAACUUACUCGUAUUAAAGAAGAUGGCGAUGAUAAAUUAGCAGCAAAAGAGCAGACCUCUACCACUGCCACUCCUGAAGAGCAAACUACUUUCAUGGAGGAUACCACUAAAUUAAAUGUGUUCGAUGAAUCUACGAGCAUCCCCGAUAAAGAAAACAUUACGACGGAAGGUAAAGGACAGGAAACAACCUCAGCUCCUGAAGAGUCUACAGAACGUAGCGCGAUACCAGAAACAAUCAACGAGAACCCAGAAGAAAUAUUAACAGUGCGACCUAUUCAACCAGAUGUCAUAACUGACUCUAAUUCGACCCAGAUUUCUCUAAUCGGAACGGUCCUUCCAUCUGAUAUCGCGAUCGCGCCGAGUUUUGAGAGCGUUAUACCGCUCGAGACUACAAAGUCACCGACUCGCGAUACCGAUUCGUCAACUUAUCUCGACGAUUCGUACGUACCCAGCGUGAUACCCCUUGGCGCAAAUUACACCCGCGAAACAAAGUCCUCGUCGGUCACCGCAAUCUCCGCACCCGCGACGAAAGUCACGAGCGAGAUCGCUUCGCCUACACCAGAGGAGAUCGAGGCCGGGCUAGCGGAUGAUCUUUAUCUGUCGUUGUCUCGCCUCGAUUUCCCCGAGAUCUUACCGUCGAAAUCAGAUACGGUCGAUCUAGAGACUAAAUUCACACCGGAUCUCGCGCUGGAGCCCAGCACGAGCGUUUAUUACACGGAGACGGUAGUGACGUCGACGCGACUGAGGACGUAUACUUAUGUGGUGACGCAACUUAACGGACUGGAGACUAAAGUGACGUCGUCGACGACCGUACGACCGAGAGUGACGACACUUACGUUGACGGUGCCGGUCACGGUGACUGUCACUCCUACCGUGGAGUCGUCAGCCGGCUUCGUAUCAUCUGUGUAUAAUCCAGUACCCGUUGCCGGAGAAUACGAGGCGAAGGAUGAGGAAGAAGGGCGCAGGUUCAAUUUAGCGACCCGCGUAAUGUCGAAUGGCGUGGAAGUCAUUGUCGCCGGGCCAACUCCGGCUCUACGAUGGGAAAAUUCGAAUCCUCAACCUACCCUCACCUUAUAA
Molecule: messenger RNA, 2274 nt
Organism: Vollenhovia emeryi
Lineage: Eukaryota; Metazoa; Arthropoda; Insecta; Hymenoptera; Formicidae
Product: FK506-binding protein 5-like
Exons: 4
Coding region: 1-2274 (757 amino acids)
Source: RefSeq, a predicted model, not a curated record